Molecule: messenger RNA, 1011 nt
Organism: Cantharellus anzutake
Lineage: Eukaryota; Fungi; Basidiomycota; Agaricomycetes; Cantharellales; Hydnaceae
Exons: 2
Coding region: 1-1011 (336 amino acids)
Source: RefSeq, a predicted model, not a curated record
AUGGCCCAUUCAUCAAGGGCGAUGCUCACCUCUAAUUCAUCACGUUGCUUAGUCGAACCAAAGUUAACUGGACUACCGGAUCGCCUGGUCACAUCUUCGUGGAACCCACAUGAGUCGCAUGGCUCGGAUGUGACCUCUCCAUCGAGUAGGAUGCACUACAUCAGUCCAGCAGGCCGUGCCGUCAAUUCGAUGUUAUCGCUAGCUCUAUGCUAUGCAAUCAAGCUGGCGCCCUCGCAGGCCCAGCCGGUCCCUGUGAAUAUUGUUCUGCACCGUACUCCCGAGUCGUCAAUUUCCUUAGCUGAUGACCUGCUGAGUGUGAGGCUCCUUAUCAACCCAUCACUCUUGCCUGUUCCGUUAGGCCUUCCGGCAGCUUAUUUACGUCGUCCUCACGAGCUGGGACACUGGUAUGAUCCGCACCAUCCAGCCAGCGCUGAAUCGUCAAUUGUGACAAAUUACAUCGGUUCGACAGGUCAAGCAAUCGCAUAUUCAGCACGCAUUAAUGUUCAGGCUCUCAACAAAGUUCUCAGCCACGAAGUCAACGUGUGUAACCCCCAGCGGGGCGGAACUCGGAUUAUGACACAAAGGUGGUCAGAUUAUGUUGCUGACGCCAAGGACAGCCAUUCCCCAAUUACCUCGCCCAUUGAUGGUUGGAUCCACGAACUGCUGUCUUUGCCGGCCCGGUUGGAUCCUCUGGCGAACCCUCCACAUCAUCCACCGAUUGAACCGAUGUCGUCGCCAGAUCAGCCAGACCAAUUGGAUCUCCCAGCCUUUCCCGUACGUCGACCUCUCAAGUUGGCGUGCCCGAACAGACCACCAGGUGAUCCGACUCUCAACAAAGGUCCCGGCCACGAGAUCAGCAUAUCUAACCUCCGGCUGGGUGGAAUUCAGAUUGGGCAUAGGAACGGGAUUCUUCAGUGGUCCACAUCGAGUAAUCCUGAGAGAACAACUAACGGAAUAACUGCUUGCUCUAAUGCUAAAGCUCAGUCUCAAGCUAAUGCGCGAGAACUAUGA